This is a messenger RNA of Paramecium primaurelia, 1281 nucleotides long. The record is from the annotation of a GenBank genome assembly. Lineage: Eukaryota; Ciliophora; Oligohymenophorea; Peniculida; Parameciidae.
AUGUAAAUGGAUUUAUAUAAAGAAAGAUAAUAAUCUAAUGAAAAUUCCUAUCAAUUUAAAGCUGUAGAAGCAUUCUAAUCAUUAAUACAAUAUAUGAAUGAAUUAACAGAUAUUAUGAAUAAGAUUAAAUUAAAGAAUGAAGCUGAAUUCAUAAAUGCUUAUCAUAAUCACAUGUAAAAAAUCAAAGAAGAAUUAAAGGAAUUACGAAAUAAAAUAGAAGAACAAUAAGGAAUUUAAAAUUAGAAUAAAAUAAAAGUAACUAGUGGUGAUAAUGAAUUAGUAAUCAAUAUUUUAAAUAAUAAGGUUUAUUUUAGAGAAGAAUGUCUUAAAUUAUAUUAAAAAGUUGAAUUAAAAAAUAAAGAAAUAUAUGAAUUAAAAUAUAAAUUGGGAGAACUAUAAAAAACUAAUGAAUUUUUAGAAUAAUAAAUCAAAUCAUUAAUUAAAAAAGUUAAAUAGACAGAAAUUGAUAAAGAAUUGUUACCAAAUAUAUAAUUAGAUUAAACAUUUUGUACUACUACUCCUGCUAAAUAAUAUAGUAUAAUUAUGUUAUAUAAUAGAAUCUCAUAAAAGAAGAUUAACUGAUUAUUAGUCUAAAGUUGAAUUGAGUUCAUCUUUAUCUAAACAUCAUUAUUCUUCUAUUAAAGAAAUGUUUCCAACAGAUGAAUUGCAGAAAGAUAUUGUAAAAUAUGAAGAUUUUCUUGAUAAAAUAACUAAGUAUUUAAGAAUAUUAUUAGAUAUAUAACCAUAAUUGAAUAAAAAUAUUAAAAUUAAAAUAGAAUCCUAAAUGAAAAAGUUUAAAAACUUCUAAUAUCUUAAAACAAGAAAAGUAUAAUUAGAAGUGAUUUGGAAUACUUUUUUUUAGAGUGUGUAGAAACUGUUAGAAAAGAAAUAUAGAAAAAAAGACCUUUGACAAAUUUUUAAUAAUAUCAAUCUUAUUUAGAUUCAAUGCAAGAUUUUUCUUAAUUCUAUAAAGAAGAUAAAAUCAAGAUUUUAGAAUUAGUAGUUAGUAAUGAAAAAUUAUUAGUUUUUAUCUACUAGAAACUAUUUCCUAAUCAUGUUAAUUUAGUUCUUUAAUCUAUAAAAGAAGAUACACAUCUUAAAAGCUUAUUAGAUUAAAAUCCUAAAAAUUCCAUUUUAAAUAAUGAUGAGAUUGUUAAUUUAAAUUAACUUGUGACAAAUUAUAAAGUUGAAGUACCUAAGACAACAAGAGAAGUUAGAUCAGUAUCGUUAAAUAAAUAGUUAGAAGUGAGAAAAGGGAAAUUAUUAUUUAAAUAAUAUUGA